Messenger RNA from Meloidogyne enterolobii, 561 nucleotides. NCBI's taxonomy places the organism in Eukaryota, Metazoa, Nematoda, Chromadorea, Rhabditida, Meloidogynidae. The record is from the annotation of a GenBank genome assembly.
CAAGCCAUUGGCGAGGCACUUUCGAAAAUCCUUGGAUAUUUUGUCUACCUUUCUUCCAAUCAGAUGAAGAAACUCAAAAUGGGAGAUGAAGUGCAUAAUACUGGUCCAUUUGAUUCCAUUUUUGUUGUGCUUCGUGAUUUUGCUGGAGAGGCGCCUUUUUUGGGAGAACUUUUAAAUACAAUCUUACAACUUCCACAAAGUCCUCAAGGAGCUUGGCCUGAAUGGCCGACAAAAUAUUUUACUGACCCGAAGGGGGGUUGGGACGGUAUCAACAAGGCAAAAAUCAGCAUUCUCAAACUUCUAUUUGGCCAAUUUGUCGAAUUUUACAAACUUUCUAAUGACAAUUUCACUCUCACUUUUUUGCCGAGAAUUCUUCAACUUCUUAAAGGUAUCCUGUCAAAUUUGCGCCGACUUUUUGGGGUGAAAGAGGAAGACGUGAAGAGUGUGAACUGGGAUGACUACAAUGAUGGAGACGACGGGACUGGUCCCAGUACCUCUGGGACUGGUCCAGGCACCUCGGGAGAUGGGGCCAAACCGCCCAAGAUUCGAAGAAUUAUGUAA